CCAUCACGGGGUUGGACGCCAUGAGUGCCGACAGCUAUAACGCUAUUAAGUACGGCGUCGGCGGUCACUACGCCUACCACUACGAUGUGGUCGCACCCAAUGGGGCCACUGUUGGUGACCGGGUGUACGCCCAGGAUCUGAAACGUGUGGCCACUUGGAUCAACUACUUGAGCGAUGUGGACGCGGGCGGUGACACCAUUUUUCCCAAACUCAACGUGGCCAUUAAGCCGAUGAAAGGGGCCGCCCUGUUCUGGUAUAAUCUAAAAGCAUCGGGCUAUGUGGACAUGUAUACCCUUCACGGUGGCUGUCCUGUACUGGUGGGCGCCAAAUGGAUUGCCACCAAAUGGAUACUCGACGCCCGGCAAGAGUUCCGCAAGCCGUGCGCUCUCGACCAUGAUCAAUAUAAUUUACUGGAUAAAUAUUUGCGCACAAGUUUUAACAUGAAGCAAUUGAUGUGCAUUUUUGUGAUAUUUUUUCUACCAAUUAAUAUAUUUGUUAAUUGUUUUGAUGCAAACUUUUCAAAAUUAGGAACUUCUUUAUAUAUCGAAAAUUUUCUCAUAAAAAAUUAUGUGAAUAAAUACGUGGAGAGCGAAGAGCAACGACUGUCACAAUUGAGACAAUUGUCACAACAGUUACUCGUAUUGAAUGAAAUCACAGCCAAAGAUGUGGACACAUAUUUAGGACAUCCAAUUGGUGUUUAUCUUCUCAUCAAACGUAUGGUCAAUGAAUGGCAAGAAAUACAACAAUUCAUAACAACUGACAGACAAUGGUUGCGAUCACUAUCGGAUCAAAUGACUAAUUUAAAGCUAAUAUACACGCAUGACUUGACCAAGGCCGCGAGAGGUAUAUCGCGUUUAUUAAGGGCAUACCCUUUGGACAUACAGUUAUUGGCCACCGGUUUGAUUAAAUACAAUACAAAUGACAAACAAUUGUUAUUUAGAAAUAUAUUGUCCGAUACCAACCUAACGGCUAGUGAUUGCUAUCUAAUCGGCAAACAAUCCUAUGAUUACAAGGAUUACAAUCAUUCAAUUCAAUGGCUAGAAGUGGCGCUCAUGAGUGCGGAUAAUGGAGUUAAUGGUGUGUCCGAUGAAUUGAGAGCCGAUAUUCUUCAAUACCUAUCACUUUCUUAUUAUAAAAUACAUGAUUAUAACAGAGCCAUGGAUUUCAUGAUUCAAUCAAUUUUCAAAAAUCCCAAUUCAAAGCAUAAACACUCAAAAGAGUUAACAUUAAAAUUAAUGAAAAUGAAAGAUGAAUACAAUUUUGAGAACCAAACAGAGGAAGAGAUACACAAACAAUCACAUGGAAAUAAAUUCACGGCACAUGUCCGCGAUCUAUGUCGGGGACACAUCUCAUUGGAUCAGUCCAUAAGAUUUCAAUUGAAAUGCUAUCACUUAAACACGACUGAAAUACCAUUUUUGCGGUUAAAUCGUAUUAAAGUAGAAGAGAUGUACAAAAGACCUGAUAUUGUGGUCAUUCAUGAUUUCAUAUCUGAACAGGAGAUCCAAACCAUAAGACUUUUAGUACAAUUGAGUCAUCAGCACUCAUCACAUGAUAGCAACACACUAUUGGCUGAUGUGAGUCAACUUAACAACACCAACCACCCGGUGCUCCGCGGAGUUACCCAACGGAUCAGCGCUAUAACCGGCUUAAACUUGCGACAACUAUCUGAUUAUCAUGUGUUUAAAUAUAACAUCGGCGGUCACUAUGCCAUCCAUUACGACGCCCUCCCGCCGGCCAACGCCACCAUCACUGAUGAUGUCUAUGCGGUGGACAUGAAUAGAGUGGCCACUUAUAUGAUAUACCUGAGCGAUGUGUCCGCCGGCGGUCUAACAGUGUUUCCCUAUUUGAAUGUUACGAUAACACCGACCAAAGGGUCGGCUCUGUUCUGGUAUAACCUGAAGAGCUCGGGUCUAAUCGAUAUGCGGACACUUCACACCGGAUGCCCAGUACUGGUCGGUAGCAAAUUGGUUGCCACAAAAUGGAUCCCAGAGAGUGGCCAAGAGUUUUCUAAGUCAUGCGCUCUUCAAAAGCAUCAAGAUCAUUUAUUAGAAAACAAGUUA
Molecule: messenger RNA, 2060 nt
Organism: Medioppia subpectinata
Lineage: Eukaryota; Metazoa; Arthropoda; Arachnida; Sarcoptiformes; Oppiidae
Source: the annotation of a GenBank genome assembly